GCGGGAUUCUCGGAGCCCGGAGGAACGAAACGGAGAAGGGCGCUGAUCUCGCGCUCUUCCCUCCACGAUGCGGGAUGGGAUGAGGCGGCCUCAGCUGCUGAAGCGAUGGCGGCGGCGACGACGACAAGCCGGGUGAGGGACUGUAAACUGCAGCAGAGGCCUUGAGGAUUAUCUAUCGUCCUUCACUUUUGCCUUGAAACGCUGCUAAAAUGCACCAGAAACUCCUUAAGAGCGCUCAUUACAUUGAGCUGGGAAGCUACCAAUACUGGCCUGUCUUGGUGCCUCGAGGAAUCCGCCUGUAUACCUAUGAACAGAUUCCUGUAUUCCUUAAGGACAAUCCUUACAUCACAGAUGGCUACAGAGCAUAUCUGCCUUCCAGGCUGUGUCUGAAAAGCCUGUUCAUUUUGUCCAACGAGACGGUCAACAUCUGGAGUCACUUGCUGGGCUUCUGCCUCUUCUUCAUCUUGGGCAUCUAUGACAUGACUUCUGUGUUGCCUUCAGCGAGUGCCUCUAGAGAAGAUUUUGUCAUCUGCUCCAUUAGUCUCUUCUGCUUCCAGGUCUGUAUGCUUUGCUCGGUAGGGUAUCACCUUUUCUGUUGCCAUCGCUCGGAAAAAACCAGCCGACGGUGGAUGGCACUGGAUUACGCGGGGAUUUCCAUCGGUAUCCUAGGCUGCUACGUCUCUGGAGUCUUUUAUGCAUUUUAUUGCAAUAACUACUGGCGUCAGGUAUACUUGAUCACCGUGCUUGCAAUGAUCUUGGCUGUCUUCUUUGCUCAGAUCCACCCCAGUUACCUCACUCAGCAGUGGCACAGGCUGCGUUCCGUCAUAUUCUGCUCCGUCUCGGGCUAUGGAAUCAUUCCAACCAUCCACUGGAUUUGGCUCAACGGAGGCAUUGGGGCAUCUAUCGUGCAGGAGUUCGCGCCACGUGUGAUUGUGAUGUACUUCAUCGCUGCUAUAGCGUUCCUCUUCUAUAUUUCCAAAGUCCCAGAACGAUAUUUCCCUGGGCAGCUGAACUACCUCGGCUCCAGCCACCAAGUGUGGCACAUCCUCGCGGUGAUGAUGUUGUACUGGUGGCACCAAUCGACAGUGUACAUCAUGCAGUACAGACACAGCAAGCCGUGCCCUGACCUUAGCGCAUAGUAACACACUAAGGCUGUCUUCGCUACAGCGAUGACGCGGUUGAUGGCGAAUGUCUUCUUUCUGGCUGAGUUCAGCUGAGUUGCCGUGUUGAUCUUUUGGGAAUCCUUGUCCUGGGCUAGGGAUGAGACGUGAACAGGUAUUUGAGUGACUCCCCGAACCAGCUGCCAGUUAACUUUUUCUACAAGUUUAGGACAGAAGAAGACCUGCAGAUGUUGCCCUGCAUCGGCUAAGUGUGACUGGGCCCUAUAAAAAGACUGAUUUCUGUUCCUGCCGCUGAUCAAACGAGGCUUUAGCCUGGGAACUCUUUGGUAUGAUAAGCUGGAAAACUGAGGAUAGGUUUCUAAGAUGCGUGCACAUAAUGUUCCUUACAUGAAUUCCGACAUCAUGCCUUGGACAUGGAACUGGACAUUCCGACAUGGAACUGGAACAUCCAUGUCCUCCGUCGUCCUUUUUAAUACGUUUUGCGUCCUUGCACUGAUGUGGUCCUACUACUUAACUGCAGAUCGGAUGGAUUUUCACUGGAUUCUCCCCCUGCCCCCAUUUCCUUCAAAAGAGUCACCCGCCGUAGCUUCCCUUCAGCGGCACCCGAACAGGUCAAUCACAGCCAUCGAAAGAACGGGGCCUCCUCGCCAGUCUUUUUGGUUCCAAACAGUCCGUCAGGACAUUACAUCAUCAACGGAGGCCCCCGUUGGGUGACCCUAGAAACUGAAGCGUGCAAAGCCGGAGGGUUGGUCGAUGGAUACAAGAAAAAUGUUAAAUGCACAAAUGGCUUCUUUGCCAAGCGGCACUGGCUCCAAGGUUAUCUGUGGGAGGAUGUCACGUAUUGUCAGUCACAGAGCAGCCUCUUUCUGUCGUGGUCUUUUGCGUGUUGUCUUUUUGUGUUUAUUUAAGAAUGCCCGUGGUUCCUUGAGAGGUCUGCCAACGAGUGAGUGAGUUCCGUCAGCCCAGAAGAGCUCUGCAGUCGGCCUUUUGAAACUCCGGCUGUCGUAUCUUAGCAAAAGGACAUGGCCGAGGGUGAUCUUUUUCCCCCCAAAGGCAAAGGUAGCUGGAGGAGUGCUUAAAGCCCGUGCCUGCUUUCCCCUGCCUAUUUCUUCGUUCUCCAUACAGGAUCUGAGGAUGGGGGAACUAUACGGAAGGCUUAAGCGUACUGCAUCCGCCCUAGAUCUUCCUGUCUGAUGAUGGUCUGCCAAUGAGGAUAGGGUCUCCAAACCGGCCGCAGAACCCGUGAUUCUAGCCUCAGAGUGGUCCCAAGUUUGCUGUUCUGGAAAUCGGCCUUUUGUCGGCAAGUUGAGCAAAUGUUAAUGGAUAGACUACGGUAGUCCACUAGGCUAGCUCUGUCACAGCAUCACAGCUAUAGUAGUAAAGGGUUGUUUGAGGCCUACACCCUGAGGCCCCCAAGGGUGAAGCUGGUAACUGUCAAGUUGUGCUGCACUGCCUUCCAGUUAUCAGACUCCUUGGCUCGUCAGCCUGUGGCGCCAGUGUAUAAAAAGUGUGAAGGGGUAGAGGCGUGGGAAGAGCUGCUGCACAUGAAACGACUGAAGGGACCAGGGUUGUGUUUCUGUAAUUGCAGGUCUCUAUGCCUUCCCUCCCUCAUGUGAUCCCUUGUGGCGAUCAAAGCAUCGGCUCUUCUGAUGGGCGUGCAAGCCUGUCUAGACAAUGAUGCACCGAUUCACAUUGAAAGUUCUACGGGAGGGGAAGGGAGGGCGCGAGUCUGGCCCCCUCCCUCCAUGUCCUACUUCUCCCCCAGGCAAGGUCUAGACCAGUUCUCCGUUUUAUAACUCUUCUAAAUAAGAGCAAGGAACUCAGAACAGGAUUUUCAUUUGCUUCAGCGUCGCCCACAUUUGGUCAAAAGUGAGCAUGGCUGACUUUCACCAGAGACAAGCAGGACCCCCCUACCUAGUGCAGAUAACCGUCAUUGUUAGGAGUCGGCUUGUGCAGCACUUUGCCCUGCCGUGGAGAGAGUCAGCACGUGAAACAGUCACGUGCUUCCAUUAACUCUGCCUUUAAAAAAGCCGAGAGCCACUGUCUCCGGUUGCAACGCUGCUCCCUCACACCAGUGCGGUAAAAGCCGUGGGACUGUUGCUUGUGUGCGAGGGAUGGUGACUUCCCUCCUAAGUUUCAUUCCGGAAUACCAAACUGACUUCAUCUUGAGCAGAAACAAGGGUUUAUCUGGAAGUCUGUCGCACUGCAGUAGGUUAAGCUUCUCGGUGAAUGUCUUGAACACAGUCUACAUUUUAAUAAUUUUAAUAAGGUACGUGGUUGUACCUCAUUGGACGCUCUUAAUGCAGCACAGCACUAAGUGGCAAACCAGUCUUUGUCGAAGUGACUUUUUUGUGCAGGGGAAGUAACACACACACACACACCCAAAUACCAUCCAGCUGCCUUCAGGAGCAUCAUAGUGAGACAAACUGGCUGCAUCCUUAAGGAACAUCAUCUGUCUGUCGCUACGUGAAACAAAUGCCUUAUCUUUUGGUGCAGAGAGUGCGUUAGAUCACGACGCGCUCAGCACUAAGGCCAAAAAUCUUGCGCGUGGAUGUUGAAAGCGAAAUUGAUGGGUGUUGUGGAAGGGGGGGGGUCUUUAAAACAUUGCUUUUAGCACCACAGAGGGGGAAGCUUUUUUGGGGGGGGAAGAGAAAGCAACCUGUGAUUUCAUUUCAGACUUGGACAAAGGCCUUUUAAAAGAAAUCCCUGAAGAGUGGGAAUGUUUAACGAUUGAAAAAAGAAGCAACAGAAUUUACCCGUUUGCCAAGAAAGUUUGUGAUGGCUCCGGCCACUUUCAUACUGUCCAUGACACACACAAAAAACACCUUUGUAAAUUGCUGCUUGUGUGAGAGAGAACUUGUCUUCGUUUUAAUUUAUUUUAAAGGUGUUAUAAUAUAUAGAUGUUUCUAACAGAAUAGGUCUUUAGAGACACUGCGGCAACCUAAAUGCAAAAAUGACAGAACAGUGGCGUGAGUCUUGUCUCCUAAACCUCUAGCCCGUCCCAGGGAAGUGGUAUCAGCCAAGCAAAUGUGUAUCAAUAAUUGCUGCUGGAGCCUCAUUCUAGAUUAGACUCCAUAGACUUGUAUUCAGAUGGCCUCGCUUGCAGCCGAGGGUGGCUGUUUGACAAUCCCUAA
Gekko japonicus is the source of this 4255-nucleotide messenger RNA. It is a transcript of the gene PAQR3, whose product is annotated as progestin and adipoQ receptor family member III. The record is from RefSeq and is a predicted model, not a curated record. The coding region runs from base 210 to 1139 and encodes 309 amino acids. Lineage: Eukaryota; Metazoa; Chordata; Lepidosauria; Squamata; Gekkonidae. Gene Ontology annotation, cellular component: membrane. The transcript is spliced from 8 exons. Gene Ontology annotation, molecular function: signaling receptor activity.